AUGGUCGUCGACUCCGUGCUCCGCGGCCUAUCUCAGUCGGGCUGCAUGCAGCUUUUCCUCAUUGCCGUUGUUCUGGUCUCCAUCGUGUCGAGUUCGAGGCAGUAUCUUCGCCUUCGAAGCUUCAAGGGCCCUUUCUUUGCCAGCUUCUCCCGCUUAUGGCUUCUCCGAACAGUGGGCAGCGGCAACGCUUACUUGCAUUUUUGGAAUGUUACGCAAAAAUAUGGCUCCAUCGCUCGGAUCGGGCCUAAUGACCUAAUAACCAGCGAUCCGGAUCUUGUCAAGCACAUGUACGGUGUGCGGUCGGAGUAUCGGCGCUCCAGUUGGUAUCAUGGCAUGCGGUUCGAUCCAAGCAGAGACAACUUUCUGUCCUUGAGAAACGAAGGCGACCACAAGAAAUUGCGAGCAAAAAUGGCUGCUGGGUAUUCCGGUCGGGAGAUGCAUGACAUCGAGGCCAAAAUCGACCAAAACAUCAUACGCCUGAGGGAAUUGUUGGCCAAGUACGCAGACAAGGGAGCAGCGGUCGAUUUUGCGAAAAAGGCGCAGUAUUUCACCUUGGACGUCAUUUCGGACCUUGCCUUUAGCACACCGUUUGGCUUCGUCCAGACCGACUCCGACGUCUACAAGUACAUCGAGACGGUCGAAAGGACUCUUCCCGCGACGAUGAUGACGACGGUCGUUCCUGUUUUGGUUACCCUGCUUUCUCUACCCCUUUUCAAGCCGGCAGUUCCGUCCAUGGAUACUGAAGAAGAAGCUAGCAUCGCCAAGUCUGUGGCCGCGGAGCGUUUCGGCCCACAGAAGAAGGUCCACAAGGACAUGCUUGGAUCGUUUGUCGCUCACGGAUUGACGCAAGAAGAAGCUGAAUCGGAAAUUCUUCUCCAGAUUGUUGCAGGGUCCGACACCACAGCUACUGCCAUCCGGUCAACCCUUCUCCACAUCAUCACAACCCCACGGGUGCUGGCAAAACUGCAACGUGAAAUCGACGGCAUGGGAAUCACGACUGCCGUGAUUUCCGAUGCCAGUGCUCGCCAGAUGCCAUUUCUACAAGCAGUUAUUAAAGAAGGCCUUCGCAUAUUCCCCCCAGUCGUCGGUCUCAUGUCAAAGCAAGCACCACCAGGAGGAGACUACUGGAAGGGCGUGUUCAUUCCCGGAGGAACCCGGGUCGGCUCUUGUGCAUGGGGUAUCUUUCGUCGUGAGGACAUCUGGGGCCAAGACUCAAGGGAGUUUAGGCCCGAAAGAUGGCUGGAAAGCUCCCCCGCGGCCCUGGAGAAGAUGGAAAGUGCCUUGGACCUUAUCUUCAGUCAUGGCCGGUGGCAGUGUCUAGGGCAGUCCGUUGCACUUAUGGAGCUGAACAAGGUAUUUGUGCAGCUUCUCCACCACUUUCAAUUCUCGGUAUGCGACCCGACGAAUCCUUGGAAGAUUUUCGAUUGCGGCAUCUUUUCGCAAUCCGAGUUCUACGUGCGAGUCGAAAGGCGACAUUUGUGA
This is a messenger RNA of Ustilaginoidea virens, 1482 nucleotides long. RefSeq lists its product as uncharacterized. NCBI's taxonomy places the organism in Eukaryota, Fungi, Ascomycota, Sordariomycetes, Hypocreales, Clavicipitaceae. The coding region runs from base 1 to 1482 and encodes 493 amino acids. The transcript has 6 exons. Gene Ontology annotation, molecular function: heme binding; oxidoreductase activity, acting on paired donors, with incorporation or reduction of molecular oxygen; monooxygenase activity. The record is from RefSeq and is a predicted model, not a curated record.